Chrysemys picta bellii (western painted turtle) is the source of this 2056-nucleotide messenger RNA. RefSeq names its product HHLA1 neighbor of OC90 (gene HHLA1). Lineage: Eukaryota; Metazoa; Chordata; Testudines; Emydidae. The record is from RefSeq and is a predicted model, not a curated record.
AUCCUUUCAGUUCUAUUUUUCAGUGUACGUAAUUACUGCCCAAAGUGGUUUCACAUCCUGACCUGGACUGCUGCUAAGUCAUUCCAUUUAGGGAUUCAAUUCAGGACAUACCACAGGCACUUUGCUUGCACAUGAUCCUAUUUCAUUUAGCCUAGUUGCCUUUGGGAUUAUAAUACCAUUUUCACAAGAUUUUUUAAAGGCAAUUUUAUCAAGUCUGUCCACCCAUAGACUAUUGUCUUUCAUUAAGACUUUAUUAAAACAGUGUGAUAACCUCCUGGCUAUUUAAACUCUCUGAAGUUAAUCAUCGUAUCAGGAGAAGCCAGUUGAAGCAACUGGAAGUAGGUUUCCAAAAUGCCAUGGUUCCAUCAGCAUGUGCCUGUUAAAUUGAGUGCAGGAUUUCUAUGCCUCCUUCUCGUAUGGAACUUGGCUGCAGGCAUAAAAGGAGAAAAUAAGAAGGAGAAGAGUGUGCCAGUGCUGGCUACUGCAGAGCUGCCUGCCAAAUCCGUUGAUCUGGCUGCGAUUAACCUGACUGAACUAGUGAACGGAAUGUUAAAUACAGCUCUCAAAGGUACCAAAAAAUUCUUCUCUUUGCUGAGCAUUACCUCUUACAGCUCGUUUGCCUUCCACAAAGUUUCGGUCGCCAUUUAUAACAUUUCUAACCUGAAAAAUGUUGACCCCAGCAAGUUCCCUAUGAGGUAUUGCUACUGUUUAAACAACAUGACAAAUGACUUAACAGAUUUUACAGCUUUACUUGUUGAUAUUAUUGGAAACUCCACCAGUUACCUCACAGAAAUUUUCAAAUCAACCUCCAUCGUCUCAGUGAGUCAGAGCAAUGAUUCAGACUGUAUCUAUAUCUGCGUGAUGGCAGGCCGAACAGGCAGAAAUAUGUCUGACUUUUGGGAAAUGAUAGAGAAAUCUCCUGUUAUUAAUUACACAUUUUCCAGUAAUAUGUCUGCGCUCCUGGAUAUAGACUCAAUUCUUCCCAGCUUAAUGACCUUACAAGAAGACCCUGACAAGAUCAUGGACGAGCUCCCUGAAGACAUUUGGACAUUUAAAACGACAAGGAUGCCUUCCUGGGAACAGACUGUUGCAUGGAAAGGAGAUGAAAUCCUCUCUACAAGAUUUCCCACAUGGCCAAAGACUGUUGGUUUGAAAGGAUCCGGAUUUCCAAUUCUACAGCUGCCCUUGUGGUUACAGACAGAUGCUUCAAAAGGACAUGGCACUACAAGGCUGCCUCCUACUACCAUGGAAAGCUAUGAUAUUUUACCCCAAAUGCAGCCAUCAACGGGUACCUCUUCACCAAUGCCCUCCUUCUCUGCUGAACAAAUGCAGGAUUUGCCGAAACUUCUUCCUCUUUCUACUGAAAUGUAUCCAUUCUGGACACAGCCAGCUUCUCCUGAAGUAACCAAAGUAUUUAUCCAAACGGAGUCGGAUCUGCCUUCAUUAUUGUUGUCUACCCCUGUAUACAAGCCUGAAGUGUUACCAAAACUGCAUACAGCUUCCAGAUGUCCACAGGCAACUCUUAAAGAGCCAUCCAUGAACUCCCCUCCUGUUACCUUUAUGGCUCAAAAGAUCAAUCCUUGCGUGAUGGAGCUGUGUAAAUUUUUCCAGCAGUGCCUUUGUGUCAAUCAAAGAAGAAAUUCAAGAAAAGAAGCCAUGAGGUACUGUAUUGAAUACUAUUCCUGGUUCUUGAAAAAUGCAACUUACGUCUGUGAAAGGGUCAAAAGAAUGGCUUACUCACAAACGUUAAAACAAAAAUGCCUUACAAACAUCUGUAAAUCUGUCUAAAGCACUGAGGGAAUGUACUGCAAAUGAGAAGAGUUCUGGCAGUCUUUAGUAGUCUUUUUCCAUUUAACAAGAAUUGAUGGCUAUCUAUGUUAGUUACAAAUAUUUGUAUCAACCAGCUAUUUUCUAGAGAUUGUUUUUCCUCCAAAGGAUUGUAUAAAUGAUGUAUAAAACCAGGUGAACUUCAAACAAUAAAUUUAACUGUAAUGAAAUAUUUUUAAAAGAUUUUUAAACUGUGCUUUAUAAAAGAUAUCAAUAAAGUCUGUUAAUG